AUGUUUCGACAGCAGAAUUUUCUCAAGGAACAGCUAGAACUUUUUUCAGAACUCAAAUCUCAUAUCUUGCCUAGUAAAUUCUUCUUCUUAGGAGGAGAUAGCAACUCCUCGAUUUUGCACGAAGGAAUAAAAGAAAUUUUUCAUGUACUUGGUCUUCCGAAUGUUGAUUUAGUCGCCUUGGGUACUUGUGAUGGGUUGGCAUUCAUCAUUCUUGAAUUAAGAUAUCAAUAUCUGACUAUGAACAGUGCAACGAUAAUUUUUUACGGGGCUAUGCUUCAGGCGCUAAGGCCUACUAAUUCCUUUACAAAAAGCCAUUACUGCAUUGGCAUUCGUAGGGAGGAACCACACCGGAAGCUUAUUCACGUCUCUCCGCUUGACGAAGAUGAUAUCCCGGCUAAGCGUAUGAUGCUGGGGAAAGCAAAUAUGAUCAAGCAAAAAUCAUUCAGUGGUUCGGCUUUCAUCUUCAUGGAAGAGAUUCUCGAUGAGAUUGGAUCAAUGGAAGACCCGUGGUACAAAGUACCUGUUAGCGUGUAUAUUUGUUCACGAGCAGGAGACGUCCAACCUAACAGCGCGACAGAUGUGGAGAACGACGCUGGAAAGCAAGGAUGGUCUUUUGAGAGUCAAAUUCCUGCAGGUGCGAAAGUUUAUAAUUUCGAAUGGGAUCUCGGUCUUGCUAAAGAAGAUUCGCUUUUCGACAUCAAACAAAUACCUCCGCUCAAGACAUAUUACACCAUCAAUUGGGCAAUCCUUGCCGAAACAACCAGUAUUGGUAUGAAUAUUUGGUUUAUGUUCCAUCCAGACGGUCGAACGAUGAGUAAGACCGACGAAAUUGAAUCCCUCCGUCGGGAAGAAGUUCAGAAAGUUGUAUUUGCGGAUCUUGUCGAGGUGAUCCAAAAGGAAUACGGUGAUGACUCCAAGGGCAAAGAUCAAAGGAAAGAUAAAGCGCGCUAA
Molecule: messenger RNA, 951 nt
Organism: Botrytis fragariae
Lineage: Eukaryota; Fungi; Ascomycota; Leotiomycetes; Helotiales; Sclerotiniaceae
Product: putative hsp70 family protein
Exons: 2
Coding region: 1-951 (316 amino acids)
Source: RefSeq, a predicted model, not a curated record